AUGCGCAACACUAUGACAGAUGAUAAACCUUCCAGCAAGCAAAGAGUUAUCAUUGCAUCAAACCGUCUACCACUCUCUAUUGACAAGUAUGACGGCAACUAUAGAGUGACACCAUCCAGUGGCGGCUUGGUGACUGCGCUGCGGGGCUUGAGUGUAGCCAACUACCUAUGGCUAGGAUGGCCAGGGAUAGAAAUUGGUGAAACGGAGAGAGAAGAGGUCUAUGCCGUUUUAGCAAAGGAAAACGCCGCUGCGGUUUACCUUAGCGAUGAAAUGGCUCAAAACCACUACAAUGGGUUCUCCAAUGAAAUUCUUUGGCCUAUACUUCAUUAUCAAUCCGGGGCUCAUAUGAACUUUGAGGCCUGGACUGCUUAUCAGCAAGUGAACGAAGUGUUUGCUGAUAGGAUCAGUGAAGAAGCAAAAGAUGGUGAUCUGAUAUGGAUUCAUGAUUAUCACUUACUUCUGUUACCAUCGAUGUUACGAGAACGCCUUAAGUCCCAGAAUAAAUGUUGUCCGAUCGGGUUCUUCCUCCACACACCGUUUCCGGUGGAUGAUUUCUGGCGAGGGCUUCCCGUACAGGGAGACCUACUUCGUGGUGUUCUUGGGAGCGACAUCAUUGGGUUCCAUACAGACGAGUAUAUGAAAAAUUUUAUCGGUGCAUGCAAGACACUUAUUGGUGCUGAUGUGAUGGAGCAUUCCGUCCAAUAUGAUAAUCAUACCGUCCGACUUGAUAAGUAUUUUGUCGGUAUCGACCCCCAAAAGUUCUCUGAUGCGCUCAACGACCAAGCUAUUAUCUCAAGGACCCAGGAACUUGAGUCUUUAUAUAAAGGCAAGACUAUAAUCAUUGGUGUGGAUCGCUUAGACUAUACAAAAGGCCUGCCGGAGAAAUUCCUUGGAUUCCAGGUCUUUCUUGAUGAGCAUCCAGAAUGGGCCGAGAAGAUCGUCCUCGUUCAAAUUGUUAUUCCGAGCCGUGAAGACGUUGCAAGGUAUAAGGAUCUUAAAGAUGAGAUUAGCAAACUUGCAGGCCAGAUUAUCGGAAAAUACGUUGGCAUGUAUACUGACAGACUAGCAACUCCACACUCGACACCGUUGCUUUAUAUUCAUCGUUCAGUCUCUUUUGAAGAGCUUAUAGCACUGUACUCUAUCUCGGACGUAUGUCUAAUUUCUUCGCAUCGAGAUGGGUUGAAUCUUGUGGCAUCGGAGUACGUUUCAUGUCAGGAAAAGCGACACGGAGUGCUAGUACUAUCCGAAUUCACUGGAGCAGCAACUUUUAUGAAAGGAGGCAGCUUAUUGAUCAAUCCCUCCGAUACGAGAACUAUUUCCCAUAUGCUGUAUAAGGCACUUACCAUGGAGAAUGAAGAGAGGAAGGCAAACUAUGAGGAAUUGCGAGACUUCGUCAAUACUCAUACAAGUGUCAAAUGGACGGAGACGUUCUUGAAUGAGCUGUACCAGUUGGGGAAUAGUAACUAG
Messenger RNA from Penicillium waksmanii, 1467 nucleotides. Its product is annotated as trehalose-6-phosphate synthase. Gene Ontology annotation, cellular component: alpha,alpha-trehalose-phosphate synthase complex (UDP-forming); cytosol. The record is from RefSeq and is a predicted model, not a curated record. Gene Ontology annotation, molecular function: catalytic activity. Gene Ontology annotation, biological process: trehalose biosynthetic process; cellular response to heat. The transcript is spliced from 5 exons. Lineage: Eukaryota; Fungi; Ascomycota; Eurotiomycetes; Eurotiales; Aspergillaceae. Bases 1 to 1467 code for a protein of 488 amino acids.